UAACCGUUGAUGGGUGGAAUCUCGCGCCUCAGACACCUUCAGGUUGUAGCUCAGACUAGAAGACUCACGAAGGUAAAAUGCAGCUGAACAACCGGCCGAGGCUCACCAGUCUGAAGCUAGCUGUUAUUAUCUAACAUUAGUUUAAGAAGAAGAAGAAAAAGAAGAUGAAGAAACACCUGAGUCCUACCAAGCAGCAGCAGCAGCAGCAGCAGACACCGGCGGACGGUGUCCCGGUUACCGGAGACGGUACCGUUACCGUCCAACAACUCAACGAGCUGCUGUCUAACGGCAGCGGCUUCUACAGUCUACCGACUCAACACUUCAACGAGGUCUACCCGCGGAUAUACAUCGGUAACGCGUUUGUAGCCCAGAAUGCAAUGCGUCUGCAGAAACUCGGAGUGACGCACGUCCUCAACGUGGCGGAGGGCACCUCCUUCAUGCAUGUCAACACCAGUGUGGACUUCUACGCCGGCACGGGCAUCACGUACCACGGCAUCCAAGCCAACGACACGGAGAAGUUCCACCUCAGUGCCUUCUUUGAGGAGGGGGCUGAUUUUAUCGACAAGGCCCUCGCACACAAUAACGGCAAAGGGAAAGUGUACGUACACUGCAGAGAAGGCUACAGCCGCUCCCCCACCAUGGUCGUUGCUUACCUCAUGCUGCGCCACAAAAUGGAUGCCCGACUGGCGGUGGCCACCGUGAGGCACAAGAGAGAGAUCGGCCCCAACGACGGCUUCCUUCGCCAACUGUGCCAACUUAACGAGAAGCUGGCGAAGGAGGGCAAGCUGAACGGGGAGGUGGGCAAACUAAAGACCAAAUGAGAGCAGGACUCCUCCCAAUCGCAGGAGACGGACCCCCACCCUGACCAAACCAGCACCCAUCUGACACACCAAGGGGUAUUCUGAAACACAAACAUACAUGCAUUUAUCUGUGUAGAUAAUUAUUCCUCAUGCACACAAACACACACAUUUUUAAUGUUCAGUUCACGUCUGUCACGGGGACAUCCGUCAGUCCUCCGCCUGCUCCUACAAGUCAAAUAUUCCCUCAUUUUUUAAACUACACCACACAGAUGUGCAGACGUUUUGCUGCCAAAAGCAGCAACCUUUUAAAGCAUUCCUUCAAUUCCCCCUCACAGGAGGUGAAAACUUCGCCCUGAUUUUUAAAGAUUUCCUAAAAUAGAAGAUUAUAGCACAAUCAUUCCAUAGUUUUCCACUGCCGGGAAUGCCAGUGAUGUCUCCGCCAGCAGGAGUACUCUAUAAAUUCCAAAUGAACUCUUAGAUAUUAAAAACCACACAUGAUGCAGCAGACAAAAUACGUCAGAAAGCGAUAUGUGAAUGGAUGGAGGAAAAUCCCAAACAUUCCAUGAAAAACUGAAAAAGAGUUGCCCUCUCAAUCCUUAAAAUUUAUCCCCUGCCUUUUUGGGGGCAGAUAUUUAAUGCACAAACAAUUCACACUCUAACACAAGCUCUGUGUAGCACUUCAGUCAGCAUCCUCGGCCUCUAGUUUGACAGCGGUAGCACCACGUCCGUCGGUUGUUGUAUCUCCGAGGCUGGCAGCAACGACAGCAAAGGUCGAACUCAUUAAAAAUAACGAGCUGCUUGCGUGGGUUGUUCAUGUCGCAGCCGCAUUUAGCUGCUGAUAUGACCGACGUUCAUUAGAGCUGAAUGGGAUUUAGUUUGUCAUUGAGCUCAGUCACAUUUACAGUAUAGUACACAGUAUCUGAGGGGAACACUGGACUGAAUAUCCUCUUUAAAAAGAACCUUCAAAUGAGCUAAUUUACAGUAUUUCAUUUCUAUAGUGGCUUAUUUACAAAUUCAAUUUCCUCCUGCAUGAGAAAUAAUAAGAGUGACAUUCAUUUGAGGUUAUUAUAAUUUUCUGUAGAGCAGGACUGCGUUUCAAAAUGUCAUUUUACUCACCAACUUCUAUUAUCUGGACGCUAAGAAGAGGUUUACACUGGAUAAGUACACUUUCUGCUGGUUCAGUUUGUGUGUACGAUGUAGUAGGAUGAGUAUUAUACUGGUAGGAAACACUUUUAAUAAAUACUAUAACACUGUAUGGCGUUUACAUAGGAGGUGUUUUUCAGUGUUGUGUUUGACAGAACAGAUAUAAUCCUAUUUUAUUCAACCUAACAACGUAACGUAACAACCUGACAUAACAACCGUAACUAGCGUAAAUAAAUAUCAACCGCACUUAGUGGACUUUCUAACAUAUCGUAACAAGCAUAACAAUUUUACCUAACAAGUGUAAAUCAACGUUUACUGUUGGUUUCAUACAGGACACAAACAGAGGUCUCCUGGGUGAAACUAUUGGUUAGGUUUAGGCGGCAAAACUACUUGGCUGAGGUUAGAAAAAAUGGUUUGAAUCAUGGUUUUGUGUUAUAAUAACGUAACAACUUGACGCAACAACGUAACGUAACAAUGUAACGUAACAACGUAACGUAACGUAACAAACGUAACG
Messenger RNA from Sebastes umbrosus (honeycomb rockfish), 2457 nucleotides. It is a transcript of the gene dusp3a, whose product is annotated as dual specificity phosphatase 3a. Gene Ontology annotation, biological process: protein dephosphorylation; negative regulation of MAPK cascade. Gene Ontology annotation, molecular function: protein tyrosine/serine/threonine phosphatase activity; MAP kinase phosphatase activity. The record is from RefSeq and is a predicted model, not a curated record. Gene Ontology annotation, cellular component: cytoplasm. The transcript has 3 exons. NCBI's taxonomy places the organism in Eukaryota, Metazoa, Chordata, Actinopteri, Perciformes, Sebastidae. Bases 165 to 821 code for a protein of 218 amino acids.